AUGGAGUUUAUGAGCGCCCUUGGUUCACAGGAGGAUGCCUACAGGCCCUCUUUGUUUGAACUUGAUGCACAACAAAAGCUACGAGAACUAUUACAACCUGCUGUGCAGUAUGCUGUUGCAAUUUAUGCACAACGCUAUCCACGUCUCCUUAUUCGUCUUGUGAACCAUCAUGAAGAGUUUUAUGCAAUUUUGAUGUUGUUUAUUGAACGGCAUUAUUUGAAAGAGUGGGGUGGAUCCUUUGCCGAGAACUUUUAUGGAUUGAAACGAGUAUCGACAUCCUAUCUCAAGAGCCAUGCUGCCAAGUUUGCUUCUUCUGUCAAUGGGGGUCAAUCAUCCACACCUCCUCUCUCAAGAUCCCAAAUCAACAAGUCAUUGUUAAUGCUUGUCGGCCUUCCAUAUAUCAAAUGCAGGCUGGACCUGCUCUAUUCACAAGUCUCGGGUGGUUCAUCAGCAUCGCUAUUUGGAAGCAACGAACAGGAAGAACGGGAACGAGAAGAAUUGAUGGAUCCGGACACUUCAGCAAGGAGGAAAUUGAUGAUUCGCUUGAUUCAGCUCUUCCGCUUCGUCUAUCCUUAUGUGAAUGGUGCCUAUCAUGGUGCCAAUUUGGCCUAUGCCAUUGCUUACAUGUUCAACAAGACCCGAUAUUACUCUCCAUGGUUACAUCUCAUUGGAUUGGAAAUCAAACGCAUGAGCAUGGCAGAUUAUAGAUCUUAUUAUGACAAGAUGGCAGCAAGUGAAUCCAAGAAUAUAGCCACAUCCCCUCUGAGUGCCAUGUCAUCCGUAUUCAGCAAGGUGAUUGAAUUCCUCAAGGUGCUGCUUCCAAUGUCGAUCUUUUUCUACAAGUUUUUGGAAUGGUGGUAUUCUUCAGAAUUCGCACGUGGUGGCAAUAUGGGCGCUUUGGGUGCUGCUGCUGAUGAUGAAGAGGAUGAAAACACGAUUCCACCACCCGAAAAGAUCAAGCCUGAUUCAAGAGCUACUCCCGUUCCAUCCAAACCCAACACAUGUCCUUUGUGCUUGUCAUGCCCUAUCAACAAUCCAACGGCUCUCCCCUCUGGCUAUGUCUUUUGUUAUACCUGCGUUUACAAAUACGUCGAAGAUUAUGGACGAUGCCCUGUUACUUGGACAAAGGUGGAAAGAGGCACUGAAGAUCUUACCAAGGUGUAUGCACAAGGAAACAUUUAA
Molecule: messenger RNA, 1182 nt
Organism: Lichtheimia ornata
Lineage: Eukaryota; Fungi; Mucoromycota; Mucoromycetes; Mucorales; Lichtheimiaceae
Exons: 4
Coding region: 1-1182 (393 amino acids)
Biological process (GO): protein monoubiquitination; protein import into peroxisome matrix
Cellular component (GO): peroxisomal importomer complex; peroxisomal membrane
Molecular function (GO): ubiquitin-protein transferase activity; zinc ion binding; protein binding
Source: RefSeq, a predicted model, not a curated record